AUGGCGGACCGAGACAAGAGGAAAGCCACCCCGCCGUCCGGCCGCAGCGUCCGGGUGAAGUCCCCGGCCGGCUUCAGGCUGACCCAUGACAUCAGCCUGGACGAGUUUGAAGAUGACGACCUGUCGGAGAUCACGGAGAUCACAGAUGAGUGCGGGAUGAGCCUCAACUGCAACGGCCCGGAUAUAAAGGGCCGUGUGAGGCGAGGAACCAAUAGCAUGUCGGGGAAGGCGGAGCUGGGAGCAGUCGGCCAGCUCCAGGCAGAGAUGCUGCAUUUGGACCUCAUCGACGGUGCUGACGGUUACCGCGGUGACAAAGAGUCCUCCAAGGCGUCCGCCAUCGCACCUCCGCCGGUCACCAAGGACCCCGCAGCACCUGUUACCAUGGAUACUUACCGGCCCAAGAGACCCACGACCCUUAACCUCUUCCCGAUUGUGCCACGCACACAGGACACAUUAAACAACAACUCCUUUGGCAAGAAGUACAGCUGGCAGGAGAAGGUUUCGGGCUCGUCCUCGCCUCUGAAAACAGGUGACCUCACGCCUCCACGCGAGCACAGCUGCCUGAGCGACGAGGACAAGGUGCAGGGCGGCGGAGCGCAGACCAAAGACCGCGGGACCUCCACCGACGCCCCCUGCAGACACAGCCACACCUCGGGACACUCGCACGGCUCCUCCACGGCGGCCGCCACGCGCUCGAAGCUCCAGGAGAAGCCACCAGCACCGCCGCCGCCGCAGAACUACACACCAGCUCCUCUGUACCCUGCAGGGAAGGCGGAUGGCGGCGGGAACCACCGGGAGAGGAUUCGAUACCACACGGAUGUUCACCUGGAGCCCACAGAGGAGAUCUAUCUGACUCCCGUGCAGCGUUCUGCAGACCCUCUGGAACCCCCCAACGUGCAGGACCGGCCGUUCCUCUCGCAGCAGACUGAGCAGGGACGCAUGUCCAUCAGCUCCGACACAGAGGGUCCACCUCCUUAUCAGCCCCUCCCGGACCGGACCAACCCCUCCAUCUUUGAGGAGGACGAGGUCUACGUCCCGCCACCUUCGUAUGCUUCCUGCGUAGAGUCCCUCAUCACACCACCCAGCAUGGCCAUCUCAGCUCGCUCCUCCCUCGCCCUGGACCUCAGCCUGAAGGGGACGGGGGCCGGGGCCAUGCUGAGGGCCGGGUCAUCGGUGGAAUAUGUCGACGCCACGGACGACAGCUACUGCGGGGAGGACGAGGAUGUGGACAGGAUAAUAAUGGACAGAAGGAUGAGGAAGGGGGGAGGAAAGGGAGACGGUGGCGGCAGCAGAGCUGUCCCACCGAGGACUUCCAUGAGCUCGGAGGCCAGCGGUUUAUCGUACGACUCGGUCAAAUACACGCUAGUGGUGGACGAGCACGCUCAGCUGGAGCUCGUCAGUCUCCGGCAGUGUUACCAAGGCUACAGCGACGACAGCGACUCGGCCACCGUCUACGACAACUGCGUCUCGUCCCCCUACGAGUCGGCCAUCGGGGAGGAGUACGAGGAGGAGGACGAGGACGACGAGCAUCGGAUAGGAGGAGUCCGGAGGGAGGCCACGGCCUGCCUCUCUGAAGACUCCACUCCUGAGGCUGACCUGCACUUCUCCAAGAAGUUCCUCAACGUCUUCAUGAACGGCCGCUCUCGCUCCUCCAGUGCAGAGUCAUUUGGAUUAUAUUCCUGUAUCAUAAACGGAGAAGAGAAGGAUCAGAGCCACAGAGCAGUUUACAGGUUCGUCCCCCGACACGACGACGAGCUGGAGCUGGAGGUGGACGACCCGCUGCUGGUGGAGGUCCAGGCCGAGGACUACUGGUAUGAAGGUUACAACAUGCGGACCGGCGCCCGAGGGAUCUUCCCCGCCUACUACGCCAUCGAGGUGACCAAGGACGCCGAGAGCUACAAAGUGAAGACCAGCGAAUGGAUGGACAGAUACCGGCUCAAGUUCCUGGGCUCAGUCCAAGUGCCCUACCACAAAGGAAACGAUGUUCUGUGUGCAGCUAUGCAGAAGAUUGCCACCAACAGAAGGAUGACAGUCAAGCACAAUCCGCCUUCGUCCUGCAUCCUGGAGAUCAGCGUGAAAGGCAUCAAGCUCGAAGUUCAGGAGGAUUACUACGCCUGCGACAGAAGUAACGAGUGCAGUCACUUCUUCCAGCUAAAGAACGUCUCCUUCUGUGGCUAUCACCCCAAAAACAGCAAGUAUUUCGGUUUCAUUACGAAGCACCCAGCGGACCAGAGAUUUGCCUGCCACGUGUUUGUGUCUGAAAACUCCACCAAACCUCUUGCCGAGUCAGUCGGGAAAGCCUUCCAGUUGUACUACAAAGAGUUUGUGGAGUUCUCGUGCCCCACAGAGGACAUCUACCUGGAGUAGCCCUGCCUUUAACCGCAGCCCUGUACAGUACACUGUAUCAUAACAUAAUGUUGCAUGAAGGACAGACAUAUCUAAAUUUAAAAGAAAAAAAAAUAAAUAAAUAAAUGAAUUAACACAUCUGACAAACGAGCAGGAAAAGAAGGAUCAAGUGUUGGAACUGCAGCAGGAAGAGAUGGAAAUGAGCCAAAUGAGGAGUGUCUUAAGAAAAGAAAAUAUGCAAAAUGGCAUCGGUGACGAGGUGGCGACCACAGGCUGCUACAGGAAAGCACAAACAGUAUAUCUCUGCAGCCUUGGCAGCGCUAGUUAGCCUGUAGCAUCAUCUGAGCGGGUGUGACACUGAAAGCCCAGGAGACGUGGCGGACUGCACUGCCUUGUACUUGCACUGGAGAGGAAGAACAGCAGCAGCAGCAGCAGGAGUUUGCUUUGACUUUAAAUAUCGAGAGUCUGAGCAGGAGGGACGUGUAUAUUUACUAAGCAACAUCCUCACACUGAAAACGUACACAAAGUGAAAUAAAAAUCCAUGUAGGAACAGUGAAUUUUAUCCUUUUAGCACACCUCAUAUAAGGGUGUUAUUCACAUUGUUCAAACUACAAAAUCCACCUAAAUCACUGUUUAAAAAAAAACAAAAAAAACGGCAAUAAGCGAUGUUUUCUGCAUUUUUGGGUCCUUUUAGACGUUUGGCACGGGGCGUAUAAACGUCACUGAUGAAGCCCAAACAGGCUGCUGUUGCCAUUGACCAAGAAGCAAGGAAGGGCCAGAAUUUCAUUUUAUUACCAAGAUGAUCAAUAAAAUAGGACAUCAACACUUAUUCUGGAAAUGGUUUAACAACCGAAAAGGGGAAAAUGCCAAAAAAUGAACUGGUUUCAGCUUCUCUGUCAGUGGUUCGCAGUCGGACGGGAAAAAGAUUUCAACAUCCCAAAAAAAACAAAUGCAGGCACUUUCCCAUGCUAUUGGGUAAUCACAAAUUAAAAGUAGUAGCAGACGAGGCGUGGUAGAAUAAAAACUGGGGAUGUGCCAAUCAAGUUUUCUUGCCCCCAGUCUGAUCCGAAUCAUUCAGUGUGUCGUAUCUGCCGAUCCAGUUCCAUUUCCUUGCCAAUACGGUCUUAUUGUUUAACACUAGAGGAGGAGGAGGGAAGGAUCUAUAGCUAGCGACGGGCAUCACGACG
This is a messenger RNA of Stegastes partitus (bicolor damselfish), 3533 nucleotides long. It is a transcript of the gene mapk8ip1b, whose product is annotated as mitogen-activated protein kinase 8 interacting protein 1b. The record is from RefSeq and is a predicted model, not a curated record. Gene Ontology annotation, biological process: JNK cascade; regulation of JNK cascade. Gene Ontology annotation, molecular function: JUN kinase binding; MAP kinase scaffold activity. Lineage: Eukaryota; Metazoa; Chordata; Actinopteri; Pomacentridae. Gene Ontology annotation, cellular component: cytoplasm. The coding region runs from base 1 to 2367 and encodes 788 amino acids. The transcript is spliced from 12 exons.